Molecule: messenger RNA, 682 nt
Organism: Silurus meridionalis
Lineage: Eukaryota; Metazoa; Chordata; Actinopteri; Siluriformes; Siluridae
Gene: bud31
Product: BUD31 homolog
Exons: 5
Coding region: 88-522 (144 amino acids)
Biological process (GO): mRNA splicing, via spliceosome
Cellular component (GO): nucleus; spliceosomal complex
Source: RefSeq, a predicted model, not a curated record
UCUAAAAAACAGCCUACAAUGCGAUCGCAUUUAUUUUCUCUCAGGCGCUCACUGGACACCUAACCUGAUGCAAUAUGAUUUGAAGUCAUGCCCAAAGUAAAAAGAAGCAGAAAGCCACCACCCGACGGUUGGGAACUGAUUGAGCCCACUCUUGAUGAGUUGGAUCAGAAAAUGAGGGAAGCUGAAACUGAGCCUCAUGAGGGAAAACGAAAAGUGGAGUCCCUUUGGCCGAUAUUCAGACUUCAUCACCAGCGGAGCCGAUACAUUUUCGACCUGUUUUAUAAAAGAAAAGCAAUCAGCAGAGAGCUCUAUGAUUACUGUAUAAAAGAAGGCUAUGCUGACAAGAAUCUUAUUGCAAAGUGGAAGAAGCAGGGCUAUGAAAAUCUGUGCUGUCUUCGCUGCAUUCAGACACGAGACACCAACUUUGGGACGAAUUGCAUAUGCAGAGUGCCUAAAGGCAAACUGGAAGUGGGUCGUAUCAUUGAAUGCACUCACUGUGGAUGCAGAGGAUGUUCUGGAUGAGCCAGUACUGCUGUUGUGACUCAUUAUAUUUUAACCUAUAUGCUUUUUUUAAUUUUUGUCUUAUUUUUCUUUUUUUGUGUGAAUAUUUCAUUCCAGAUUUUUUUUUGUCUUCUCUUUAUUGAUUGAAAAUUCAGCUUUCAUUAAACUUUGCCAUCUUUAA